AUAUCGUUGGGUCAUAGAAACGUGGUCAGCCGUUCGCAGCUAUAUCGCACUUUCAGCCCAUCUAGAGCGGUCCAAAUCAUUCCAAUGCGUUGUCUGCAGGGAAUUUUGACUAUUAUUAAUAUAUUCGCCGGUUCGCUUGCAUAGUUAACUAAAUUCUGUUUGUUCUGAAUAAUAGUUUAGCGAUCGAGAUGGUGCGGACAGCGGAGAGAACGGAGAAGCAUUCUGGAUAUAUCCUCCGGGCCUAUAGCAAUCUGCAUAUCCAACAAUCGGCAAACAUUCGUCCUUUGAAUGCCCAGGUGUGCGCGUGGUCAUACCAAAACCGAUCCGAAGUUGCAACAUCACUUGCAGUCAUGACGGAGCCAAAUAUCGCCAGAUCAUUGGCACCUGCUCCUCCUGGCUUCCAACGCAGGCCGAGUGCAGAGCCCCAGAGGCAACGGAAGAACAUUUCUACCGCUUGUACUGCCUGUAAAGCUAGAAAAUGGAAGUGUACUGGAUCAGCCCCAUGCAACAACUGUGUUCGCAGUAAUACUGAGUGUAUCAUAGACGAGUUGAGCGACAAUCGUCGUCGACUUGGCUUGAAACGCAAGUUGGAGGAGCUCACCGAAGAUAAGAAGCUGCUUGUUCAGUUGGUUGAGACUCUUCGAUACAGUUCCAAUGAACAUGUCAUGAGACUUCUAGACCUCAUCCGGAACAAGAGCGCCUCCUUGGAUGAGAUCAAGGACUAUUUUGAUGGGAAAGUAACCGACAGUGAAUUUGAUACGACUCCUGAGCUGCAGGAAGUUCAUGACCGCCUUGAAGCGAGAGCAUCUAGGCGGUCCAGUCGUCGGUUGUUGGAUGUCACUUGGCUCUCCAACAUCCCGGUCGUUGAAGUUCCGGCACAUCCAUGGACGACGGUCACAGAUGAUGACGGCCUUGUUUCGUUUCUCAUUUCCCUAUGGCUGACAUGGAACCACCCUUUUUGUAACUGGAUCGAUCGUGAUUUGUUCAUCAGAGAUAUGAGAUCAAAGAACACAAACUGCACUUUUUGCUCACCGUUCUUGGUGAAUAGCAUCCUGACCAAAGCUUCGUUCUACUGCGAUUAUCCUGAGGUGCUUGACGAUGUCAAUGACCCGGAAUCAAAGGGUAUGCACUUCUAUAGAGAAGCAAAAGAGUUGUUCGAACGGCAAGACGGGCGAAUCACUAUUCCCACAAUUCAAGGAUAUGCCACUUUACUGACAAGCACCGCUCUUAUUGGCAAAGAUCGUCUUGUCUGGCUGUCCCUUGGCCAGCUCGGACGAAUGGUAGCUGAUAUCUCAUCAUCACACCUGCCGAUGCAGCUAAACAGUGAUGAGAACAAACGUGUUGAAGGAAGAGCAAUUGAUAACACAAUUUGGGGAGUGUACAAUCUUACUGCAAUGUUUUCGACCAUUUUCAUGAAACCCCUUGACCUAAAGAAACCCCUCAGACCCCGUUUACCCUCCGACCACGAUGAUGAAGAUGUUUCCGUGGUGGCGUGGAAUCCGUAUCCUCGCCAUGGCGAUGAUCAGCCAUCUCAUCUUGCAUGUGUCUUUAAUAGCCUUAGUAAACUCAAUGAGUUGAACGUUGAAGCUACCCGACGGCUUCUUAAAGACGAGUCACGGAAGGCAAUGUCUCGUCCGGAUAUUGAGAUUGUCGUUAGCUCUAUUUUUCCACGAUUGCAAGCAUGGACAAUCAGCAGUCCCGCAUAUUCUAGUUUUGCAGAAACCUGCGUUGAGUCCGCACUGCAGAUUGCGCAAAUGAUUCGACUCUACCGCUCCAAAUGGAGCAUCGAAUUUAUAUCCGGGACAGCGGUGUACUGGGUAUCGAUCGCGCUAUUCGUUCUGCUCGACGAUCUUGAAAAUCCAUCCAAUCGUCGAGCGUUCAUCGAUCUCUGCUCUGUGGCAAUGGCUCUCUCAAAACAAUGGUUUCUCGCCAAGGGGAUUCUUCGAAUGCUUCAAAUCACCGCAAAGCAGAUGCGUGUCUCUCUCCCACCAGAGACGGAGCCCUUUUUGCAGGACUUUGACAGCGAUAUGUGGCGCCAGGAAAGAGGUCGGAGACGGCUCAGCAGUGCCUUUCCUAAUUUCUCGUUAUUGUUCCAGCGUGUAACAGGAGCGGGAGGAGGGUUAAAUGAUCCGAUUGAUUUGGAUAAGUACUUAGAGAAGUUGGAUAAUUUUUCAAAGUUGGAGGAUUUGUCCCGGUUGGAAAUCGCGCAUAGCCCGCCGGUCACCCCUUCCUGA
Messenger RNA from Talaromyces stipitatus ATCC 10500, 2234 nucleotides. RefSeq lists its product as uncharacterized. The coding region runs from base 189 to 2234 and encodes 681 amino acids. The transcript is spliced from 9 exons. Gene Ontology annotation, molecular function: DNA binding; DNA-binding transcription factor activity, RNA polymerase II-specific; zinc ion binding. NCBI's taxonomy places the organism in Eukaryota, Fungi, Ascomycota, Eurotiomycetes, Eurotiales, Trichocomaceae. The record is from RefSeq and is a predicted model, not a curated record. Gene Ontology annotation, biological process: regulation of DNA-templated transcription; DNA-templated transcription.